This is a messenger RNA of Oncorhynchus mykiss (rainbow trout), 2245 nucleotides long. Lineage: Eukaryota; Metazoa; Chordata; Actinopteri; Salmoniformes; Salmonidae. The record is from RefSeq and is a predicted model, not a curated record.
AGAAUUUGUUCUUAACUGACUUAAGCCUAGUUAAAUAAAGAUUAAAUAAAACAUAAAUAAACUGAAGUUCGGAAGUCUACGCCUCUUCGUCGGUGAUUGGUCAGCAGUAGUCAUUCUUCAAUUAAGUUUUUGUUGUCGUUCAGUGACAGAAGACUAGUUUUUGUGCAAUUUUUUUCACUUGAGAAAUACUGCACCAAACGUCUUAGUUAACUGUAAAAUCGCGCGACUAAGACCUUUAAGUAAAAACGAAUUACAUAUUUCUUGAUUUAUCUUAGAUUGAGUCUGACAGAUUUUGAAAAAGUGUUACUGUAUGUUGUUGCGUACAGUCUCUCUAGAGGGACAAAUUGAAGUGUUUUUUCUUGUUUUUUAAGCUACUGUCUUUUUAAGGGAGUAAAUGGCACAGACGUUUACUUCUGGCUCGGAGCAAACCGAACCUAACCGAGGCUUUGAGACCCCUCGUAGCAACCUGGUCUCAGAGCAUUUCGAGACACUCCAUUUAGUAUGACAUGUUUCGUAUGCCUAGACUGUCCUUCUAGCUCCUAUGUACUGUAAUCAAUGGAGCCUCAAGAUCUAACCAAAGUGGUUCUGCUGGCUUGUGGGUCUUUCAACCCCAUAACCAAUAUGCACCUGCGUAUGUUUGAAUUGGCACGGGAUUACCUGGAAGAUACAGGACAGUACAUAGUGGUGAGGGGCAUCAUCUCUGCAGUGGGUGACGGCUAUAAGAAGAAGGGUCUGAUUGAGGCCUGUCACCGUGUAGAUAUGGCCAGGCUGGCCACAGACACCUCUGACUGGAUCAAGGUAGAUGCAUGGGAGAGCCAGCAGCCUGAAUGGGUGGAGACAGCUAAAGUGAUGUGGCAUCAUUAUAAAGAACUGAUGACAGCGGAACAGAACAAUGACUAUGUGGACACUGCAAAGAAGAGGAGGAUUGAGGCGACAAAGCACUCUUUCGAGGAUCCAUCCUCGUAUCACACAAGGAGAGGUAAAAAAGACAACGGCCCUCAGCUGAAACUCCUGUGCGGCGCGGACGUCCUGGAGUCCUUCGGCGUUCCCAACCUGUGGAAGCACGAGGACAUUGCCGAGAUCGUGGGCCGCUAUGGCCUGGUGUGCAUCACCCGCAACGGCUGUGACGCCCACAAGUUCAUCCACCAAUCGGAGGUGCUGUGGAAGCACCGCAAGAACAUCCACGUGGUCCGUGAGUGGGUAACCAAUGAGAUCUCGGCCACGCACGUGCGUCGGGCCCUGUGCCGGGGCCAGACCGUCCGCUACUUACUACCGGACCCGGUGGUGAGCUACAUCCGGGAGCACGGCCUGUACAGUGCCGAGAGUGAGCAGAAGAACGCUGACGUCGUCCUUGCCCCGCUUCAGAGACAUACCGGCCCCUCCUCCAGCUGAGGUGGCCAGCCAUGUUGCCUGCUGCCAACUUGAAUGCAUUGAGACCAUUGAAGGCCGGUGGGAGGAGCUAUAGGAUUACUGGCUCAUUGGAAUGGGUGGAAUGGAAUAGAUGGAAGGGCAUUAAACGUGGUUUCCAUAUGUUUGAUACCUUUGCAAUUUAUUUUCUAGCCAUUACAAUUAGCCCGUCUUCCUACAGCUCCUCCCACCGGCCUCCUCUACUUGAGACUGUGUAGUAGAAGCAUUUAUCUUUUACUGGUUUGAGAAGAUUUGUGAAUGAAUGCACAGAUGUUUUUGUAUAUUUUUGUAACAGUUGAAGUAGACUGCUCACCAGUGCUAGAAUGAGUUUGCACCAGAAUAGCCUCUUGUGUGGCAUCUCCUCAGAGAAUGGGUGAAUCUGCUAAAGUUUAAAUGAAUAACUGUGUUUUGUAGAAAAGUAUAAGCACCCAAGUAGUGGCAAUCCCAAGCGCCAGAAUGUAAACCCUUGAUCUGUCACUAACACUCAAUCUGGUCCUUAGAGCACUUUAUCUAUAUAAUAGCACAGAUCGACACCCAUGAUUAUUUGUGUACAAAUGAGAAUUCCUUGAUUUACAAUGAGCCUGAUGUAUAACUACAGAAAUGUUUCAUUUCGCAAUGCAGUGAUUAACAAGCUCGUCCACCCUUGAGUACAUUUUGUGGGUUUUUUAAAAUGCUGGGGCUUUAGUGUGUGUGUGUGUUUGAAUAAUUCCCUCAGGCAAAGGCAAGUUGGUAUAUAUGGAAGCCGUUUACAGAUAUAGUAGGCUAGAGCGACAUACAAACGGCAUGGUGUGUAUUGAGAGAAAUAAAACGCUGUCUUUGUUUUGCAGCUUGUGAACAC